AUGCCUUUGCAAAAACCAAUCGUUUGCGUGCUCGGGUGUGGAACCAUGGGAGUAGCCAUAAUCUCUGAAGAAUCGGCCAAGAAAGUAAAGGGUGUGUUUGGCGAUAAAGUGACCGUCCUUUGUGGCGCCAAUCUUGCUGCCGUUCGCGAAGCAGACGUCGUUUUACUAUGUACAAAGCCGCAAGUAGCAAAGCAUGUGUUGACCGAAGAUGGUAUUUACGAUGCAUUGCAGAAUAAACUGCUGAUCAGCAUCUUGGCUGGCCUUACGAUAGAUCAGAUCAAGGCGUGGGUCCCCGCAUCGACAAAAAUUAUUCGUGCUAUGCCUAAUACUCCGUGCAUGAUACGUCAGGGUAUGACGGUCUUGAGCUGUCCGUCGAAUGUCGAGGAGGAUGAAAAGGCGUUUGCGUAUUGGGUGUUUGCGACGUUGGGGAGAACAAAAUUCUUGGAUGAGAAGCAUCUCGAUACUGUUACGGGAUUAUCGGGCAGCGGUCCUGCCUUUGCGUGUGUUGUCUUGGAAGCAUUGGCUGAUGGCGGGGUGAUGAUGGGACUUCCGAGGCAAGCUGCCCUGGAAUUGGCCGCUCAAGCGCUUAAAGGUACUGCUGAGAUGGUAUUGAUGACUGGGCUGCACCCAGCAGCAAUAAAAGAUAGUGUUACUACACCAGCUGGCUGUACAAUAGCUGGUUUAUUAACUAUGGAAGAUGGUAAAAUUCGAUCCACGUUGGCCCGUGCCGUUGAAGAAGCAGCUAAAGUGGCCUCGACAUUGGGUAAAUCGCAAAAAAAAUAG
Molecule: messenger RNA, 783 nt
Organism: Paraglomus brasilianum
Lineage: Eukaryota; Fungi; Glomeromycota; Glomeromycetes; Paraglomerales; Paraglomeraceae
Source: the annotation of a GenBank genome assembly